ACGGUCCUUCCUAUUGGCUUAGCGCGCUUCCAUGCCCCUCCUCCUCCUCCUCUCUCGUGACUUCCCUGUCAACACAGGAGAAGCUAAGAUGGCGGCCUUGGCGACCGAUGGGUUUGCGCGGAGCGAAAGGGCUGCGACGAGUUUCCAGAGGAAAGGGCCCGAUGGGGGAGGCGGUCGCUUGGCCCUUCUGCCGGGCACCCGACCGUCGGUGCGGCACGGGCAGCUCCUCCUUUCCAGCGGGCUCCCUUCUCUGGACUGUGUGCUAGGUGGAGGUUUGGCAAUCGGAACUCUUCUUCUAAUAGAGGAAGAUGUAUAUGGUGUUUACUCCAAUCUGUUGUUCAAGCAUUUCCUAGCAGAAGGGAUUGUCUGUGGACAUAAUUUAUUUGUUGCUUCAGAUAAAGGAGAGCCUGCUGAUAUUCUAAAGGAGCUUCCAUUGCCUUUGUUGAAUACCUCUGCCAAUGAAAUGGAUGAACAAGCAAGAGCUGCCAAAAACUGUAAGCAUGAUUCUCAGGAGUCCAUGACAAUAGCCUGGCGUUACCAGAACAUCCCAAAAUUUGAGACACCCAUUUCAAAAUGUGGACAUUACUUCGAUUUGUCAAGAACAAUAACUCCAGAACUGCUCCAGAAUAUCAAGUGGGAUGGUUUUUCUCUUCUUCAAGAAAUAGAUUCAUGUGAUAUGGCCUGUGGUUAUACCAGAUUACUUCAUUCUAUUCAGAAAGUCAUUAUCCAGCAAGGAUAUGAUGGCUCUAAUUCCCAGAAAAAGCAAAGAAACAUUUUGAGAAUUGGAAUUCAAAGCCUUGGUUCAGUUCUGUGGGGUGAUGAUAUUUGCUGUACUGAGAGUCCACAAAAUAUUUACAGCCUCACAAAAUUUCUGUAUGCUCUCCGCGGCCUUCUCAGAACAUCUCUGUCAGCUUGCAUCAUCACUAUUCCAGCUCAUCUGAUCCAGAAUAAAGCAAUUAUGGAACGUGUUACAAUCUUGUCAGAUACGGUAGUUGGUCUUGAAUCAUUUAUUGGCUCUGAGAGAGAAACCAAUCCAUUAUACAAGGAUUACCAUGGUUUGGUUCACAUACGCCAGAUUCCUCGACUUAAUAGCUUGAUCUCUGAUGUGUUAGACACGAAGGACCUUGCUUUUAGGUUGAAAAGGAAGCUGUUUGUGAUUGAGAAAUUGCAUUUGCCUCCAGACUUGUCAGACACAGUGAGCCGCACAAGCAAACAGGAUCUGGCAGAAUCCACGAAAUUGCUGAGCUCAGGAUGCAGUGCAAUGGCCAUAGGCAAGAAGCACCUGGACUUCUAGUGAUUUCUACUUAACAGCUUCACUCCAAUUCACAUGACACUGUAAUUAUGAAUGUUAAUGACUUAUGUAAAUAUUUUUCUUAAUCACAGCAACCCAGUAGUCCUUUGAAAGAAAGUAUUCAAAUUGUGUGCCUUAUUUUUUGGCUAUUUUAUGUUUGUUGUAAAUGAAUUUAUCUAGAGUAAAUAAACACAUCCUAUAUUUUGAGGCAGUUCUGAAGGCUUGAAGUACUGUAGAUUGCAAUUUUGAAAAGUUAGAGGAUUUUCUGUUGCCAUCAACUGCCCUGUGGCAAGUAAAUCAAAGAAUAAAAUGCUUUGUGUAUACAAAAAUUUUGCAUAUUGCAAAUCAGUAUUGUGAAGAUUAAAAAUCAUGUAUCUGU
Pogona vitticeps (central bearded dragon) is the source of this 1670-nucleotide messenger RNA. RefSeq names its product elongator acetyltransferase complex subunit 4 (gene ELP4). Gene Ontology annotation, biological process: tRNA wobble uridine modification. Lineage: Eukaryota; Metazoa; Chordata; Lepidosauria; Squamata; Agamidae. Gene Ontology annotation, cellular component: elongator holoenzyme complex; cytoplasm; transcription elongation factor complex. The record is from RefSeq and is a predicted model, not a curated record.